Trematomus bernacchii (emerald rockcod) is the source of this 5691-nucleotide messenger RNA. It is a transcript of the gene polrmt, whose product is annotated as polymerase (RNA) mitochondrial (DNA directed). Bases 34 to 3978 code for a protein of 1314 amino acids. Gene Ontology annotation, cellular component: mitochondrial DNA-directed RNA polymerase complex. The record is from RefSeq and is a predicted model, not a curated record. Lineage: Eukaryota; Metazoa; Chordata; Actinopteri; Perciformes; Nototheniidae. The transcript is spliced from 21 exons. Gene Ontology annotation, molecular function: DNA-directed RNA polymerase activity; protein binding; mitochondrial promoter sequence-specific DNA binding. Gene Ontology annotation, biological process: mitochondrial transcription.
UGUUGAGAAGUAACGCGGUUAUUACAUGUCAACAUGUCACUCCUCAGACUGUGUGCCUUUGCCAAAUGUCUGAAUCGUCGCAGUUUAUUUGAACAAUGUGCAGUUCGCCUGUCUAGUGCGGACCGCUGUGUGCUGUGUGUGUCGCUAAGAGACGGGGCAGUCAGACGAAUAUCAGAGACACCAUGGCAACUUCAAAGAAAAAAUAUUUCCUUUGUCCCAAAGAGAGAAGAUGCAAAGCGACGUGAACUGAAACAGUCUCUGUUACACGUGCUUGAAGCAAGGAUGCAACAACUCCAAUCCGACACAGUUUUAGAUGUCCAGCAUGCGAAGGUGCAUUUUCUUAAAGCCCCGUCUUCUGGAAAUAAGGUCUUAUCUGAUAAAGCUCCCAAAAGCACACCCAAGAAAAAAAACGUCAUUCCUAAAUCAGAACAGACUGGUGCUAAAGAGGCUUCUAAAUCUAAGCUAAGCAGCUGGACGGAAAAAUUAAAGCAGGAGAAGAAAAAACGGCAAUAUUUAAUGGAAAAGAGUGUAAAAUCUAAAGGAAGCAAAAGCAGCUCAUCACUCCCCAGUAAAUCACUGAAAACGAUAUCUACCACUGCUAAAAAGACUCAGCCCUUGAUCAAAACCAUUAAAGGGCACAAAAAAGUGUCUGAUGAGACUAGUGCUGGAGUUUCUUCAACUGUUACCUCCACUGCUGCUGGUGCUGCUGCGGGGACAGCAGCAAAGACACAGAAAGAAUCUAAAGGAAAACAGAAGGAAUCUAAAAAUCCGACACCAAAGCAGACUGUUGCUGAUGCUAAGGUCAGCUCUGAAAAACUGGUGGAGGUGAAAAUGAUGAAGAUGGUCAGUCAACAAAUAAGCCAUUUGACGUCUUCGAGUAACCUGCAGGUCCUGCAGUGGGACAGUGAGAGGGCUGAAUUUGAGGGCCUCUGCCAGACAAUCUCCUCUUACCUGGAGGCGUUAGUGUUUGCUGAAGACUCUCAGAGGGCACAGCGAUUCCUGAUCAACCAGCACCAGAAAAAAAUAAAAGUCAUGGACACGAAUGUCUACAACAUCAUAUUAAGGGUGUUGGCAAAGCACAGCAAUUUGAGUCGGAUUGGCCACAUAUUUAUUAUGUUAAAAGAAGUUAAUCUGAAGCCAAACCUGGGAUCCUUCUGUAGUGUCUUGGAGUGUAUGGGACGUAAACCCAACUGCCCCCCAGAAGUUGUCACAAGGUGCCUGACCCAGAUGAAGGAGGAAGGCUUUUCUCUGGAUGAUGUGUUCAGAAAGGGUGUGUUUCGGCAAGAUGAGAGAGACAUGGUGCUAAAGGCCGUGCAAAUUGUCCAGCCCGACUACCAGCCCAGCCUCAAAACAGACACUGAGCAGUGUUCCUCAUCGCUGGUUCAUGACUACUACACACAGCGGUCGGACCACCGGUACCCUAAACUGGACUUCAGUCAGGAGGAGCUUCAGCAGCGUUUUAAAAAACAGCUCACCAUUGAGCAGGACUGCACCAUCACCAUCGACUCUGUGCAGGCCGCAAAGCCCAUCACUAAGAACAUGGCCAAAAUGAGAAUGCUGCUGGCGGAUCAGCGGGUCCUGUGGCACAAGAGCCUCCUCCAGGCCCUGAGGGAGAGUAAAAAGAUCCUGGUUGACACCAAAACUAAAAAUAAGCCUAACCUUUAUCCCUACCUCUGUGUGCUAGAGGAUAAAGAGUAUGUUGACAUCAUGAUACAGACUAUUGACGACCUGCCUCCAAGUGGAGAGAUGCUGAAGCUUUUAGCCAAAAAUAUGGGCGGCAGGGUCAACACCAUGUACUCCGUGAAGCAGAAGCAACACAAUCAGACGGUGGGAAAAUUGAACAAUAUUUACAACGCCUACACGGACCUGGUGGCAAAAGAUGGAAAGGAGUUUGACACCCUUCCCAGAGAGCAGUGGUGUAAGAUUGUGGCGGACCACAGUUCAGGCCCCUCGCUGCAGGGAGGAGAGAGCGAUUUGCCGUACACAGUAACCCUGGAGCUGGGCAUGUACAUGGUGGAUUUGAUGGUCAACAGCGUCAAAAUGUAUAGCAACAUCCUGAAUCCCGAUUUCAAGGAGAAGCUCAUACCACUCAUCUAUCAUAUGUACACCUUUCGCAGCACACGACAGGUCGGCUUCAUCAAACCUCACCCCAUCCUGUCUCAGAUACAGCUGGAAGCCAUGGAGACCAAGUUAACCUUUGACUCCUAUGUGAUGCCAAUGCUGUGCCCUCCUGUGCCCUGGACUUCAGUCAAGUCCGGAGCCUACCUGCUGACACCUAGCCAGCUGAUGCGCUCAGCGGAAGGAGCCACGCAGCACGAGGUGUUGCUGGAGCAAUGCCAGAACCUCCAUGCAGUCCUGGACGCUCUCAACCAGCUGGGCAACUGUGCAUGGAGGAUCAAUAAGCCUUUGUUGGAUAUUAUUAUCUCCAUCUUUAAUGAUCGUGGUAAUGAUAAGCUAAAGAUCCCUCCUCCUUUGUCAGAAGCCCCCAAAAUACCCCAUUUCAACCCCCAAGAUCCCAGUUAUACGUCUUCUGAGAAGGCCCACAUGAGGAGGGAAGUGAUUAAUGCCAGGAGGAAGUGCAAUGAGAUGCACAGCCUGCGAAUGAGCGCUCUUUAUAAACUCUCCAUCGCCAACUGCAUGCGGGAUGAGAUCUUCUGGUUCCCUCACAACAUGGACUUCCGUGGACGAACCUACCCCUGUGCCCCGCACUUUAAUCACCUAGGAAGUGAUGUCACACGGGCUGUCCUCAUUUUUGCAGAUGGGAAGCCCCUGGGUCCAAAGGGUCUUGACUGGAUAAAGAUCCACUUAGUCAAUCUGACAGGACUGAAGAAGAACAGCUCACUGGAGGGACGGCUGGAGUACGCUAACACCAUCAUGGAGGACAUCCUGGACUCUGCCGACAACCCUCUCACUGGUAAGAAGUGGUGGAUGAAUACAGAUGAGCCCUUGCAGGCUCUGGGCUGCUGCAUGGAGAUAGCCAACGCUGUGAGAUCUCCCGACCCAACGCGGUUCAUCUCUCAUUUUCCUGUUCACCAGGACGGUUCCUGUAAUGGUCUCCAGCACUACGCUGCUCUGGGCAGAGAUGUUAUGGGUGCAAUAUCAGUCAACCUCACGCCCUGUGAGCUGCCUCAGGAUGUGUACAGUGGAGUCGCACAGCAGGUGGAGGAGUUUAGAGUGCGGGAUGCAAAGAGCGGGGUGAAAAUCGCCAUCCUCCUGGAGGGCAUCAUCAGCAGGAAGGUGGUGAAGCAGACCGUGAUGACUGUGGUGUACGGGGUCACACAAUACGGGGGCCGCUUACAGAUAGAGAAAAGACUGAAUGACAUUGAGUUCCCCAAGGAGCAUUUAUGGUAUGCAUCUCGUUACCUGGUGCGAUUGGUGUUCGACAGCUUGAAGGAGAUGUUCACAGGGACCAGAAAGAUCCAGGACUGGCUGGCCGAGAGCGCCAAGCUCAUCUCCAAGGCUGGCCACUCUGUGCAGUGGGUGACUCCCCUGGGAUUACCCGUCAUUCAGCCCUACCACCUCAUACGCCGCCAAGUGUUAACGAAUCCCCUCCAAAGUAUCAACCUCCAGAUCAAAUGUGACAACAAGCAGAUGCCACACACAGUUAAACAGAAGAAUGCCUUCCCUCCAAACUUCAUCCACUCUCUGGACUCCACACACAUGAUGCUGACUUCUCUCCACUGCUACAGUGCUGGCCUGGCGUUCGUCUCAGUUCACGACUGUUUUUGGACCCACGCCGUCACAGUGGACACCAUGAACAAAAUCUGUCGGGAACAGUUUGUCGCCCUGCACAGCCAGCCAAUCCUGGAGGAGCUGUCCAAGUACAUGGUCCAGAAAUACUGCACUGGGAUCUCGGAUGAAGCCAGCAAGAAGGAUACCCUGAAAUACGUGGAGCUGUGUAUGUGUCUGACCAGAGUGCCCCAGACAGGUGACUUCGAUCUGCAGCAGGUGAAAGCAUCCACUUAUUUCUUCAGCUGAGAGGCUCAUGAGGGCGAUCCAGCAGAGGGAAAUGAGUGAAAUCGACAGAGUGCUGCAGGGAGGCUGACGGCCCCCGGGUCUCACCGGCUUUGUCUCCCUCAGACAUCGGGACAUUGAUCCUCGUCCACAGCUAGACGGGAGCUGCUGGAGGCGUUAACACACAGUGAACCUGCCUGAUUAACUGACUAGUGGACUGAUGGAUGGAUGGAUGAGAAGUAGGAAUACUCAUCCAGCCGAAAUGAUGAGAGAAUCAGCACCCGAUAGGAAUGUAAAGACCUCAUUGAGUGAAAUGACCUUUUUAUUAUGGAUGCUAAUACCAUAUUCAGGUAAAUGUGUGUGUGUGUGUGUGUGUGUGUGUGUGUGUGUACAUGAGCCAUACUGACUGCAUCUCUAUGCAACUAUUAUGCUGCUCUAUAUACUUUACCCCCUAUAAACUGUAAUUGUCAGUGAUGCAGUAUGAGGCGUGUGUUUGUGUGUUUGAUUAAGUGUGUUAUUAUGUGUGUGUGUGUCCUGCUGUGAGGACCUCCGCAGAGCGUGGACUUGCCUCUGGUCUAUCCUACCUCAUCAUCGAUCCCAUCACUUACUGGAUGGCAGGAUGCUCUCUGACACGAUAUGUAGGCGGUUUUAUAAAGUUUGAAGAAGAGGCAUCUGAAAAGGAAAUGAAAGACAAACUGAACCGGGGGAUACCAGACCCUCGGAGAAAUCUGGAGGGAUAAGUCAAAGGGUUCUUGGAUAGCAUUGUGCCACAUGAAACUCUUGAUUCUUCACUAUUAGGAGUGACUAAACACCUGACAAUUGCUCUAAAAUAAACAACUUUCUUAAAAUGUCUGCUUAUUAAUUCAGCGGUUUCGAAGAAAUGGCUGGUAUUCAUACUGUGCUUAAAUAGGAUGAAUGAGAGCCUGAUUUUUUUUUGUUAUAUCUGCAUAUUUCAAAUCUUUUGUGUAUCGUGAGAUGAAGGCCUCCUUUUAGAUGCACCACAAAGGGUUUGCAGGCUUCACUAAUCAACUCAGAUCUUAUUUUUCUGGGCCAGUGCCACAUCUAGAAGUAAAAAUAGCAGAAGUGCUAUCUGAUGAUUGCUGGGAACGAUACAGCAGUUUCAGACAAAAGGUGCCGUUGAUGUUCAAAGGCAAAUGUAGAUUGUAGCCAAACAAAGCUGGCUGAGUGACAAUGUAAUGAAAUGGAAAUAAUCUUCAAGGGGGCAUAAAUAGUGCGCUGGUCAGACUGUAGAUUUUUGGGAUGAUUUGCAUAGCGACAUGCACAAAGAGAUGCUGCUCAGAUUUUUUGGAAAUGAGUUGCUACUAUAAUCUGUUAUUUUAUCAUCUUGGUAAAAAUCAGCAGCCAUCCAAUGACUUGAUUUUACACUGAAAUACUCUUUUAAAUGUGAUUCAUGCUCAAUGUGCUUUCUGUCAGGACAGCCAUUAGUAUUGCCAUAUUAUAGGUACAAUCACGUUUAAUACGUCAGAGGACGGUUAUUGAUUUAUUUAUUUAUUUUAUUUUUCUAUAACAUGAUUUUCGGUUAUGGAAAUGUAGAAGUUUUCUUUAUUGGCAUAUCUGAUUUGUUUUGAAUAGCUUCCAUGUCUUGUAAACUAAUAACUUCAAAUACAUGCAGAAUUGUAUUACUACACUGGAUAAGAAGGACACACCUCUUUUAAUAGGAUGUUAAUGAAUGUAUUAUUUAAAAUUAAGUUACUUUAUUGAAAAGUGUUUUCUAUU